AAUAGCAAAAAGGUAGUCCCAAAACGUCACCUUUUCCUAGUAAUUAGCUCCAUCUGCUUUACCUUGACAAGUAGAUAGAUACUUAGAUAGCUACGGCGAGAAGAGAUCGAACGAACGAAAUCGAAGCCAAAAAAGAAGAACAAACAAAAUGAGCAUCGGAACAACACUUUCAACAACACCACACCACUCUUUCCACUCCAACACCCGAACCAGUUUACUCAACACCGUUUCCCCAAUCCAAUUCCUCUCCUUCCGCAAUCACACUCACAAUCUCAGAGUCCUCUGUUUCUCUUCGAAUCCGUCGCAGCAGCCGCCGCCGGUGGUGGUGGUUGGCUCCGCGAACGCCGACAUCUACGUGGAGAUCGACCGUCUCCCACACGAAGGCGAGACUCUCGCGGCGAAGUCCGGCCAGACCCUCGCCGGCGGCAAGGGCGCCAACCAGGCCACGUGCUCCGCCAAGCUCUCCUACCCGACCUACUUCGUCGGGCAGGUCGGCGACGACGCCUACGGCACCCUUCUCUCCGACGCGCUCCGUGGCGGUGGUGUUCGCCUCGAUAGCCUCACCGUGGUGGCGUCGGCUCCCACGGGUCACGCCGUCGUCAUGCUCCAAUCCAACGGCCAGAACUCCAUCAUCAUCAUUGGCGGCGCCAACAUGAGCUGCUGGCCCAGCACCUUGCCACGUCAGCAUUUGGACCUUGUGGCCCAAGCUGGCAUUGUUUUGCUGCAGAGGGAGAUCCCUGAUGCUGUCAACGUUCAAGUCGCACAGGCUGCAAGGAAUGCUGGUGUACCAGUAGUGAUGGAUGCUGGGGGCAUGGAUGGGCCAAUUCCGCCACAAUUAUUGAAAUUUGUUGAUAUUUUGAGUCCUAAUGAAACUGAACUUGCUCGUCUUACCGGAAGGCCAACAGGAAGUUUUGAAGAGAUUGCACAGGCUGCUUUGAAAUGCCAUGAACUGGGAGUUAAACAAGUUCUUGUGAAACUUGGGGAAAAAGGAUCCGCGCUUUUUGUAGAAGGAGAAAAACCAAUUCAGCAGCCUGCCAUACUUGCUAAAACAGUUGUCGAUACAACUGGUGCUGGUGAUACUUUUACUGCUGCUUUUGCUGUGGCCUUGGUUGAGGGAAAGUCCAAAAAGGAAUGCCUCAGAUUUGCUGCUGCUGCAGCUUGUCUUUGUGUUCAAGUGAAGGGAGCCUCUCCCAGCAUGCCUGAUAGGAAAUCUGUUUUGGAUCUUCUUAAUUGUCAAUGAGAAUACUCAGAAAAGAGGUCACAAUUUGGACUAUCAGGAGCGGAAUAACUGUGUAUGGUAGAGAUAAAGACCCUGGAUGAUGGCAGUAAGUAAAGCAAAAGUCCUUUUACAGAGCAUUUCUGUAAGAUGGAUUCUUCAGCAUAAUAGCUUGUUGUCAUUGUAAUAAGAUUAGGCCAAACAUUUACACUUUUGACAAUGGAAAGAAAACGAAGAGAAGAUAAAAUAAUGUUUGACAGGUUUGGUUUAAUAAGAGAAGAAGCAAUGCAAGAAAAUAAGGAACUUCGUCUUUCUUCGGUGAGAAAA
Messenger RNA from Glycine soja, 1543 nucleotides. Its product is annotated as ribokinase-like. Gene Ontology annotation, molecular function: ribokinase activity. Gene Ontology annotation, biological process: D-ribose metabolic process. The transcript is spliced from 5 exons. The record is from RefSeq and is a predicted model, not a curated record. NCBI's taxonomy places the organism in Eukaryota, Viridiplantae, Streptophyta, Magnoliopsida, Fabales, Fabaceae. Bases 149 to 1240 code for a protein of 363 amino acids.